Dermatophagoides farinae (American house dust mite) is the source of this 1068-nucleotide messenger RNA. Its product is annotated as very long chain fatty acid elongase 1. Gene Ontology annotation, cellular component: endoplasmic reticulum membrane. Lineage: Eukaryota; Metazoa; Arthropoda; Arachnida; Sarcoptiformes; Pyroglyphidae. Gene Ontology annotation, molecular function: fatty acid elongase activity. Gene Ontology annotation, biological process: fatty acid elongation, polyunsaturated fatty acid; fatty acid elongation, monounsaturated fatty acid; very long-chain fatty acid biosynthetic process. The record is from RefSeq and is a predicted model, not a curated record.
CUAUUUUGUUUUCGUUGUAGUGAUCCAAAAUACAUACAUCAUCAUCGGUGAUAGAAAAUGUGGUGGAAAUUAUCACAAUUGGAUUUUCUAUUCGAAUAUGUCGGCAUGACACCGGAUUAUCGUAUCAAACAUUUUCUUUGGAUAAAUGUAUCACCAGUAUUAUCCAUAUGGGCCAUCAUUAAUUUCGUCGUAUUCGCCAAAGUUUUGGGACCCGAAUUAAUGCGUGGAUUACCAGCAUUCGAUGUUCGUUGGCUAAUGUUUAUAUACAAUGUAACCAUGUCUAUCUGUAAUUGUUUUGCUGUUUAUAAAACCAUUACAUUAUCGGAUUAUUUCCGUGUCCUUUGGAAUUUUGAUUAUCCCAAUCGAAUGGAUAGUUCAACGAAAACAUUGUAUCUAAUACAUCUUGGCUAUCUGUAUUGGUUAUCAAAAUUAUUGGAUCUAUGGGAUACAAGUUUUUUUGUAAUUCGAAAAAAAUUCUCCCAGGUAACUCUGUUACACGUAUAUCAUCAUACAGUCGUUCCAUUAUUUGGUUUUAUAUUGAUGCGCGUUAAUCCUGUAUUACCGUGUGUUUUUCUAUUCUCUUUGGUCAAUUCAACCAUACAUGUUAUCAUGUAUUCAUAUUAUGGACUAGCCGCUUUAGGACCAUGGAUACAGCCAUUUUUAUGGUGGAAAAAAUAUAUAACCAUUCUACAGCUUUAUCAAUUUGUUCUGUAUGGUUUUUAUGGUAUGGCCAUUUGGAUAUUCGGUCAAAAUUAUCCAGUAUAUUGGCUAUAUAUAGGCCUUACACAGCCACCAUUAUUUUUUUGGCUAUUUUUGGAUUUUUACAUGAAAGCUUAUAAUCGUAAUGCUAUGGAUAUAUGGCGUGCAUUAUUAAUGUAUCGUCGUCGUCGUCAACGACAACAAGAUCAAAUAUUACAGGAAAAAUCAAUGAAAAGAACACAUGAUCAAAGCUUCGUUAUGAAUGACAAAAAUGAUGAUGAUGAUGAUUUGUAUCUAAAAAAAGACAAAUCUAAUCAUCAAAAUAUGAUCGAAAAUAAUGGCCUUAAACAAAGAAUAAUAAGAAAUUAG